Messenger RNA from Nipponia nippon (crested ibis), 591 nucleotides. It is a transcript of the gene CRYBA4, whose product is annotated as crystallin beta A4. Gene Ontology annotation, biological process: visual perception; lens development in camera-type eye. NCBI's taxonomy places the organism in Eukaryota, Metazoa, Chordata, Aves, Pelecaniformes, Threskiornithidae. Gene Ontology annotation, molecular function: structural constituent of eye lens. The record is from RefSeq and is a predicted model, not a curated record.
AUGACCCACCACUGCAGGAGAUCCUCCGGUCUCUGGAAGAUCGUGGUGUGGGAUGAGGCUUUCUUCCAGGGCAAGAAGCAUGAGUUCACCGCUGACUGCUACAGCACCCCGGAGCACGGCUUCAGCACCGUCCGCUCCUGCAAGAUCGAGAGCGGGGCGUGGGCAGGCUUCGAGCACUGUGGCUUCCAGGGGCAGCAGUUCGUGCUGGAGCGCGGCGAGUACCCGUGCUGGGAGGCAUGGAGCGGCAGCAACGCCUACCACGUGGAGAGGAUGUGCUCCUUCCGCCCCAUCGCCUGCGCCGACCAUGGGCGCAGCAGGCUGAUGCUCUUUGAGCAUGAGAACUUCCAGGGCAGGCGGGGGGAGCUGAGCGAUGACUGCCCCUCGCUGCCUGCCCUGGGCUGGGGCAGCAGCGCCGUGGGCUCCUUCCUCGUCUGCUCCGGCGCGUGGGUCUGCUCACAGUACCCGGGGUACCGCGGCUUCCAGUACCUCCUGGAGAGCGACAGCCGUGCGGGCGAGUACAAGCACGUGCGGGAGUGGGGCUCCCAUGUGCAGACGGGCCAGGUCCAGUCCAUCCGCAGGGUCCAGCAGUGA